This is a messenger RNA of Drosophila mauritiana, 1284 nucleotides long. It is a transcript of the gene RabX4, whose product is annotated as ras-related protein Rab-13. The record is from RefSeq and is a predicted model, not a curated record. Gene Ontology annotation, molecular function: GTP binding; GTPase activity. The transcript is spliced from 5 exons. Lineage: Eukaryota; Metazoa; Arthropoda; Insecta; Diptera; Drosophilidae. The coding region runs from base 169 to 810 and encodes 213 amino acids.
UCGAGCUGGAACAGCUGCGAGCAGCAACAAACAAGCCAGGCCAGCGGAUACAUAAACAAGCACAAGCUGCAGCCCGCUACUACCCCUCGUAGCCAAAACCGAACCACCACCACCACUUGCACCACCCAACUACCAAUAACAACAACGCCAGCCCAUCUCUCCGUCAACAUGGCACUGGACUUUGUGGCCACCUAUAAAGUUUUGGUGCUGGGCGACUCCAAUGUGGGCAAGACCUGCAUCGUCCACAGAUAUUGCGAUGAAAAAUACUACGACACAUACAUCUCAACGAUAGGCAUAGACUUCAAGCAGAAGCUGAUUAACCUUGAUGGCGUGCCUAUAAAGCUGCAAAUCUGGGACACGGCUGGCCAGGAGAGAUUCCGGACAUUGACCACGGCGUACUAUCGGGGCGCCAUGGGCAUCCUACUCAUGUACGACGUGACCAACCUGGAAAGCUACAACAACCUGUCUUACUGGUUACGCAACAUACAGGAGAACGCUUCGCCGGACGUGGUUAAGGUGCUGGCGGGCAACAAAUGCGAGUGCUCCGCCACCCAGCGCAUGGUGGACAAGGAGAGGGGCGAAAAGAUUGCCGAAAACUUCGAUAUGCCCUUCUUCGAGGUGUCUUGCAAAUCCAACAUCAAUAUCGAGGAUGCCUUCCUGUCGCUGGCCCGUAAAAUCCGCGAGCAAAGGGAGCGGCGGGGGGACAACUUUGAUAACGACGAGAGCAAAGACAAGAAAUCACCCGGCUCCAAUGGCCUAGGAACCUUCAGUCUGGGCAGCCUUUCCGGCGAGAAUCGCUGCACCUGCUAAAUACUGAGCGAUGGAUUACGAUGCGAUCGCAACCGCAAACCGCAGAACCUGAACAAGUUGUCCAAAGCUCUUGAGCGUUGUAGCAUUGUGGCCAAGUUCGCGAACGGGCCACCUUUUAGAUGCUGCCUGCAUUAAAGUGAAGCGUUCAGAUUGUGCAUUUUAAGGUACACUUAGUCCAAGAGAAGAUAGCAUAAAUAUUUUAGCAUAUUCCAGCAAAUACAUAACGGUCGAUUAUACAUGCAUAUUGUCUCGAUUCCAAUAAUUAUAAUAUAAUGCUAAAUAUAAACACAUUUGUACUCGUAAGAAAUGAAAUCACGUCUAUGUGGCACGGGGGAAUUGUGUUUUUUUUUACAAAUAAUAUUAUCACUUUGAGACUUCCCUAAUUGACCUCUUGUUCUUAUCAACUUAUUUAUAUCAAAAUUAUUAUUUAUAUAUAAGAUAUAAACCUUGUUUUUCAAGGCACCAUUGACUAGA